This is a messenger RNA of Drosophila mojavensis, 1042 nucleotides long. RefSeq names its product ensconsin. The record is from RefSeq and is a predicted model, not a curated record. The transcript is spliced from 2 exons. Bases 1 to 969 code for a protein of 322 amino acids. NCBI's taxonomy places the organism in Eukaryota, Metazoa, Arthropoda, Insecta, Diptera, Drosophilidae.
AUGCACUACCUGCCACAGCUGUUUGUGGCGCUGGCGCUAUGCGCUCUGCUAUCGCCGCCAGAGGUGUUCGGUCAGCGUAACGGUGGCAACUACCGCUUGGGUCUGCGCUCGGGCAGCCGCGGCGAUCAGGCUGUGCCCGAGGGCCGCUUCACCUCGUCCGUGUUGAACAAGCUGAGCUCCUUGAAGGGCAGCUCAACCACCACCACAGAGGCCUACACCACCAUCACAUUGCCAUCACCAACAUCGCCCACCACCUCGGACCUGGACCUAAUCCAAACAACGCCGCCAACAACAACCUCGCCCCCACCGACAACGCCGACGCCGCCAACGCCAACGGCGGCAUACCGUGCCUUCGGCGACGGCCCCGCCGAGGCGGCCGACGAUGAGGAGGAGAGCAAUGCACGCGCCUACAACGACGACCUCGACGAUGACGAGGAUGAGGACAGCAGCGUCGUCAACGACGACGAUGAGGAGGGCGAUGACGAUGAUGAGGACGGUGACUUCUAUAUGCUGGCCGCCGCAGCCAGUGCCGUGGAUAAGCCAACAGGCGGUGCUGCUGUGGCCGUCGCCGAUGGCCUGCCCGCCUAUGUGCGCCGACCCUCGGAGCAGCAGUGGCGCCAGUACCAGCUGGAGCAGCGCAAUCGCCGGCGCGUGAAUCGCCUGCAGCGCGAGCACAAUCAGCGCAUUCGCGAGCUGGUCCGUCGCCAGCGUCUCUCGCAGCGCCGCCACAGCCAGCGCCUGCGCCGCAUCCAGCAGCAGAAUCGCCGUCGCGCCGCCAAGCGCCAACGUCGCAACAGGAACAAGACCAGGAGCCAGCGCCAGCGUCGCCGCCGCAACACUCUAGAGCAACGUCGCCGUCUACAGGCGCAGCGCCAGCGCCGUCGCCAGCGCAUGUCCCGUCGCCGUCUGCAGAUGCUGCUGCGCCGUCGUCGCGGUCGCGGUCGCAGCCUGAGACCCGUCGUUGUCUAAGCUCCACCAUACGAAUCCUCACGCACCUGACCGAAUCCCUGUAACGAGCAAACGCAAUGGCCGCCCAAGUGCG